This is a messenger RNA of Raphanus sativus (radish), 918 nucleotides long. RefSeq lists its product as uncharacterized. The coding region runs from base 108 to 623 and encodes 171 amino acids. Lineage: Eukaryota; Viridiplantae; Streptophyta; Magnoliopsida; Brassicales; Brassicaceae. The transcript has a single exon. The record is from RefSeq and is a predicted model, not a curated record.
ACCUCUCGCAUUUUCCAUUCUCCAUAGACCAUUUUUCUUACAACACAAAAGAUAUAUAAAAAAAUAUACAUAGGAUCUCAAAGGCGAAGGCAAGCAAACAUAAAAUAAUGAAGAAGGUAGCAGAAUUCGUGAAGGAUAUAGUAAACAUGUUGAAGAGGAAGACAAGAGCGUUUAAGACACGUCUAGUAAUAUUCUCGCUGCUCCACGACAGAAACAUGAUGGUGAGCUCGUGGUCUCACAAGCUUAAGGCCAAACCAACAUCAAGGCAGCUAGGGGGUAAAGAUCAUGAACAAGAUCAAAACAUGGUGGUGGUUUAUAGCCACAACGCCUUCUCCCGCACUCCUGCUGCCUCUCCAAAAUAUGUUCAAUAUUCGGAAGAAGAAGAAGAGGAAGAGGAAGAGGAAGAGGAGGAGGAGGAAAAGUAUCCAGACCUGAGACACUCGCUUUUUGAGGCAGAGGGUUCCGUGAUAGACAUGGUGAAGCACUCUAAAGAGGACAAGGGGGAAGAGUUUAAGUUGGAAGACGAGAUCGACAAAGUGGCUGAUCUUUUCAUUUCUCGGUUUCACCAACAGAUGUGGUUGCAGAAGCAGAUCUCUCUAGAGAAUAUUCAAGAUACACCCUGAGCACCACACUACAUCAUCUAAGCACUUUGAUUACACCAUAACGACCGUUACCUAUCGUUUCAUGGUCCAUUAAAUAAGUUAUAUGGGCUCGUAUAUAUACGAAUUGCACGCUUGUUUUCAGCUUUUAAAGCCUGUUAAGGCCCAUUCAUCAAUAUAACUCACUAUUGUAAGGUCACAUUAGUGAAGAGUAUAGGGGGGUGAAAUAUUGCUGGUUAACUGCACAUGAUGCUUCUCUAGUCAUGUGAUUAUGUCUCUGUAUCCCUUUUCUCCCCAAAUAUUUCUCCUACUAUCUCUC